Molecule: messenger RNA, 881 nt
Organism: Musa acuminata subsp. malaccensis (wild Malaysian banana)
Lineage: Eukaryota; Viridiplantae; Streptophyta; Magnoliopsida; Zingiberales; Musaceae
Source: RefSeq, a predicted model, not a curated record
CUCACUCAUACAGGGCUUACUCCGCUUCUGAGGAGGUUCUGCUCGUCGUGAUUGAUUCUGGACCGUCCGAUCCGGGAAUGGACGCGAUCCAAGCGGAGAAGGAGACCGCGAUGCGGCGGUACCGUCGCCUCCAAAAGAUCGGGACGCUGCUCCGCUACCUCGAGGCCGUCGCUGGCCUCCUCCUCUUCUCCUGGUUAUCCGCCCGCCUUCCGGCAGCCGCCCGCCUCUCCGUCGACUUCCUCCGCCGACUCGCCGCGGUCCUCCUCAGCCCACGCUUCGUCUUCCUCCUCGGCAACGCCAUCGUCCUCCUCCUCUUCGCCAAGUCCGGCCACCUAUCCCCCUCUCCCUCCUCCUCCUCAGCCACCACCACUUCUUCUGCCUCCUCCUCCUCCUCAUCCUCCUCCGCGGCCGUCGGCGACCUCUUCGACGAGUUCCUCGAGAGCCGCGGCCUCCGGUUCUCCUUCUCUCUUCCGCCGCCACAGGAGGAGGUGGUGGUGUACGAGGACAAGGCCGUGUGCGUCGAGACGCGAGCAUUCCGGAAGAGCCGUUCACAGAGGAUGGAGCGGCGGCGCGGGCCACCGCCCGAGCUUCGUCGGGCAGAGACGGUGGUGGCAGGCCGGAAAAGGGACAUGUUUCCACCGACAACAACGGAGGCAUCCGAAGAGGAGGUGCAGGCGGAAGACGCGGAGGAGUUCCGGCGUGCGGUGGAGGCCUUCAUUGCGAAGCAAACCAGGUUCCAUCGCGAGGAGCGCAUGGCCAUCGCCUCCCCGCCCUUCUUAAUCUGCUCCGCAGCACUACCAGACCACUGAAAUGCUUUAAAAUCCGUGCGAUAAGCGAUCACUACUUUGUUCGAAUUUAGCGUUCCUAUAUCUCAAGAAGGC